Messenger RNA from Caenorhabditis remanei, 273 nucleotides. RefSeq lists its product as uncharacterized. The coding region runs from base 1 to 273 and encodes 90 amino acids. The transcript is spliced from 3 exons. The record is from RefSeq and is a predicted model, not a curated record. NCBI's taxonomy places the organism in Eukaryota, Metazoa, Nematoda, Chromadorea, Rhabditida, Rhabditidae. Gene Ontology annotation, molecular function: zinc ion binding.
AUGCUUGUGAACGCCAAGAAAUAUCUUUCCGAUCGACCACAACUGUUAGAUUGUCCACGUUGUAAGAACCACGGCGAAACGGAGAUAACCUUCGUCAACGGUUUCGGCACCUACCUCGCGUUCUUCUUCCUUCUCCUCGCCGGCAUCUUGAUCUUCCCACUUUUUGCCCUUUGGGUUCCAUUCUGCGUCGAUACAUUCAAAGACGCCGAACACUAUUGUCCAUCAUGCCGCGCCUGGAUCGGAACGUACAGACGUGUGGGAAAAUCCACCUAA